Messenger RNA from Gongylonema pulchrum, 271 nucleotides. The record is from the annotation of a GenBank genome assembly. Lineage: Eukaryota; Metazoa; Nematoda; Chromadorea; Rhabditida; Gongylonematidae.
UACCAAACGCGUAUCCCAGAAGAACAAGAGAAAAAAGACGAUGUGUUGGAGGAUGCUGAAUUGGGCGAUGAGGCUACCGAUUCACAGCGGCACCACAAACUGCCUCCGGUCAGCGAAUGCGGGAGUGCGCAACGUUCAGAAUCAACAUCGACUAGCGAACUCACUUCCGGGGCGCCACGUUAAAAUGCUCUGCCGAAAGUUACAGUAUUACUUAGAUGAAUUGUUUGAAUUUCCCACCGAAUUUUCUUUUUUUGCUAAUUUUAUUGAAUAA